Hippopotamus amphibius kiboko is the source of this 1897-nucleotide messenger RNA. RefSeq names its product phosphoribosyl transferase domain containing 1 (gene PRTFDC1). Gene Ontology annotation, molecular function: hypoxanthine phosphoribosyltransferase activity. Bases 43 to 720 code for a protein of 225 amino acids. The transcript is spliced from 9 exons. Gene Ontology annotation, biological process: purine ribonucleoside salvage. The record is from RefSeq and is a predicted model, not a curated record. NCBI's taxonomy places the organism in Eukaryota, Metazoa, Chordata, Mammalia, Artiodactyla, Hippopotamidae.
CUGCCCGCGCGCCUGUCUCCUUCCCGCUCUCCCCGGAGAAACAUGGCCGGGAGCCGUGAGGAGGCGCCAGACUCCGGGCGAGGCGUCGUGAUUAUGGACGACUGGCCAGGGUUCGACCUGAAUUUGUUCACGUACCCACAGCACUAUUACGGAGAUUUGGACUAUGUCCUCAUCCCUCACGGCAUCAUCGUGGACAGAAUUGAACGGCUGGCUAAGGAUAUUAUGAAAGACAUAGGAUACUGUGACAUUAUGGUCCUGUGUGUACUUAAAGGAGGCUACAAGUUCUGUGCAGAUCUGGUAGAACACCUUAAGAACAUCAGUCGAAAUUCCGAUAGAUUUGUCUCUAUGAAGGUUGAUUUCGUCAGACUAAAAAGUUACAGGAACGACCAGUCCAUGGGCGAGAUGCAGAUAAUUGGAGGCGCUGAUCUUUCAACACUGGCUGGAAAGAAUGUCCUCAUUGUUGAGGAUGUUGUCGGAACUGGGAGGACCAUGAAAGCGUUGCUCAGUAGCAUAGAGAAAUACAAGCCCAACAUGAUUAAGGUAGCCAGUUUGUUGGUGAAGAGGACACCUAAAAGCGAUGGCUUUAAACCUGACUAUGCUGGAUUUGAGAUUCCAAACUUAUUUGUGGUGGGUUAUGCGUUAGAUUACAAUGAAUACUUCAGAGAUCUGAAUCACAUAUGUGUGAUCAAUGAACACGGCAAAGAAAAGUAUCGAGUCUAAAGAAGUAAAUUUUCACCAUCGAGUCUCCAGAUAACAUCCUACUUACAACUACACUCAGGAAGCCAGCAUGUAAAGUUUGUCUCCCAGGCAUCUUCAUUCAGCUGGAUUUAAAAGAAAAAAAAUUUUAAUGAGCAAGCUUUCUUUUCUGAGAUUAUAACAUAACAUAAAGAGUCCCAAAGGUUCUUAAGGAAAAGAAAGCAAUGCUUUUAUUUGACUUGUUCCAAAUUAAACACUCUGCCUUGUGACUCACGAGUUCAAUCUACCUUCACACCCUUGAGAUACACCUUCUUUUGUUUUGAUAAAGUCAUUAUGCUUGAUUACUGUACCCCCACCUAGUUACUCAAAUAUUUUUCACUUUACUUUUUCUUUUUAAUACUUUACUUUGGUAACAUUUCGCAGUCUUAAAGCCUGGAAGCCUAAAAAGUGAACCUCUGAGCACAUAUACUGGAAAUGCAACUAGAUUCCCAUACUAAUAAAGGAGGGAAAGAACAGUUUAAUAUAAAUUUCUGUUUGCGCACUUCUGACAGCCAUUAUUAUCUGCUUUGACAAAGUCUCUCUGAACAGCAGCGUACAGUGAAUCUUAAUGAUGUUAUGAAAUGGGCCUUCGCCCAGUGCUCUUGAUUGGAGCUUCCGGUAUGUGAUAACGGUAUGUCAUGUAUGCUUGGAGGUACUCAACUGUGUUUAAUACUCUGAAUUUUAAUUAGGAAAAACACAAUGGCAGCAAGGCCCUGGUUUCUAAGCGGCAUCCUUUUAUUCAUGCAGGACAUGAGCAAACAGCAAAAUUGUCGGGGGAGGGGGAAGUGUUUUCAGUGCUCAGAACUGAGCAAGUAUAAAUUUUUCCUGUGUUUCCAUCAGAGGGCAAGACACUAUUAUGUGUUAUCCUAAAGAAGAGUACAGAGGUUGAAUUAUUUUUUUAAGUGGCCUUAUGAAACUGAUCGCACAGCCCAGUGCACUAGAGAAAACUAGAAUACUUAAGAAAGUUUUUUCUGAAUAACCUUUUUUUUUCCAUUUCCACUGUUUUAUGACAGGCUUUCUAAUUUAUGGGGAUUUUAAUUGAAAAUAAACUUGAGUGCCAAUAGAGCUGUUUUUUCUCACUUCCUAAAACGAGCAAAUGCAAAAUAAAUAACUAAGCAGCCUUUGUUUGGUUCUGAACUGUAUGUGGUGUAUUGUUAUCGGG